UUAUGAAUGACGGCCGGCGGGAGUGUUUUCCAGAUAAACUAGCUGUCGUUUUUCUCCUGGCCUCUGUGGAAGCGAGUGGUCUGCGGGCAGCAGCUCCCAGAGGCAGCCUGGGAAUUCCAGCUCGGGCUGGGCGGGAAGGCGCAGGCGGCCCAGGUCGCCGACACGCUCACGCACCCUACCUGCCUGGCCGCGCCUCUGCGACCAGGUUAGCCAGUGGACCAGGCUAUGUGAACUCACCAUCCCUUUGGCUAUUGAGAAUUUUCUCAGAGAAUCUUCUGACCAGCCCCCAACUAUACCUGUAGAAAUACUACAGCUAGAGAAAAAGCUCAGUGAGCCUGUUAGAGUGCAUAAUGAUGAUAAACUCCGCAGGCAGAAACUCAAGCAACAGAAGGCUGAUGGAGUUGGGCCUCCCCUUACUAAGGGAAAGGCAAAGAGCAAGGUCCACAUGCAGGAAACAUCUGAAGAGUUGGACUCUUCAUCUGAGAGUCUGGAACUGAAAGUGGCAUUCUCAAAGCUCACAGUGCAGGAAGAACCAGCUACUACCAACAGAGAGCCUUCUCACAUCAGAAAAGCAAAAGCCUCCGACCUUCCACCCCUGGAGCAUGUGUUUGCAGAAGGGCUUUACUUCACUCUGGCAGAUAUCGUGCUCUUGCCCUGUAUCCAUCAUUUCUUGGUAAUUAUCUGCAAGAAAUUUUCUGAGAAGCUGGUAGAAUUUCCAUUGCUAGCCUCUUGGUACCAGAGGAUUCAGGAAGUGCCAAGAGUAAAAACAGCAGCUUCUAAGUGUGGGAUCCAAUUUCUCCAUUUACCAAAGUUGUUGACAGUCUCAACUGAGCAGCGUCCAAACUUAAGUGAAGUCCCAGGUGUAGAAGAGCACAGCGAUCCUUUAUUUAUAGGAGGACCAAGACCAACCAUGGCCAAGUUAAUGGAAAAGGGCAUUGAAGUGAUGUUUUCUCCCCACCCUUGCCCUACUUGGACUGUUGAUUGGAAUGUUCUCCCUGCAGCAGUCAGCCCAAAGGAAGGUAAAAUGUCCAGUGAUCGAGCUUUGAGGAAGCAGCAACAGUUGAACAACCUUGUCUAUGUGGUAACAAAUCAGGCCAAACCUGGUGACAGAAUUGUGGAUUUCUGCAGCGGUGGGGGCCAUGUUGGAAUUGUCCUUGCGCACAUGCUGCCAUCAUGUCAGGUUACAUUAAUAGAAAACAAGGAAUUAUCAUUAAUUCGUGCUAAGAAGAGAAGUGAUGAACUGGGUUUAAGCAACAUUUGGUUCAUUCAAGCAAAUAUGGAAUAUUUUACUGGGAUGUUUAAUAUUGGAGUAGCAUUGCAUGCUUGUGGAGUGGCAACAGACAUGGUGAUUGAGCACUGUAUCAAAACACGGGCUUCCUUCGUCACAUGCCCUUGCUGUUAUGGUUUCAUUCAGAACACCUCAAAGUUUAAUUUUCCAAAAAGUGAGCAAUUCAAGAAAACUUUAUCAUACAAGGAACACAUGAUUCUGUGCAGAUUUGCAGACCAGACAGCUGUCCAGCUCCCACCCCAACGAAGGCUCAUAGGAAAACAGUGCAUGUGCUUGGUGGAUCUGGAUCGAGCAAGAGCUGCAGAAGAAUGUGGCUACUCCGUUCAAGUGAUAUCCAUGGAGCCAGAGAGCUGCUCUCCCAAAAAUAACAUGAUUGUGGGAGUCCCCAUUUAAAAUGAGACAUUCACAUUUGAUAUUUUGCCAUCCGUCUUCACGUUGGAUGCCCGGUGGCAUUCAGGAGGUUCUUGGCAUAACUAGGAAACAGCAUUAGCCAUCUUGAACCUAUUGUGCUCAGGAAGGAAAGCAAUAGGAAAAUCUUGGAAGAAAGGCUCCCUGCAAAGCAUCACAAAUGCUCUUACAAUGUAUGAUUAAAGGACUGCUGGUUUUCAUAGUGAGAAUCCCCUGAAGUCUCGGCUGCCAAAAGAAUAAUACCAGUGGAGGUUCCAUCACAGGAAUAACAAUUUCCUUCUCACUUCACAAGCUCUUCUGAUCUUGCCAAUGUGAUGUUUAAUUCAAAACAGCGCACUUACAGCCUUUAUUUUAUACUUACUUAAAUAUUCACAUGGGGACUGAAAGUAGACUCAGUAGAGUUUUUUUAAAUAUAUUUUUAACAAUUGUACUUUUUCUAUCACUUUAAAAAAAUCUAGUCAGGUAAUUAUAGUUAUUUUUAAGCUGGGGUUAGUUGAACUUGUAUAGCAUUUAAUAUACUCCUUUUAAAUAUAUUUCUGCCAGGCAUGGUGGCUCAUGCCUAUAAUCCCAGCACUUUGAGAGGCCAAGGUAGGAGGAUCAUUUGAGCCCAGGAUAUCGAGACCAGCCUGUGCUACAAAAAAAUCAAAAAAAUGAGGUGGGAGGAUCACUUGAGUCCAGGAGGUCACGGCUGCAAUGAGCCAUGAUAGCACCAUGGCACUCCUGCCUGGGUGACAAAGCGAGACCCAGUCUCCCAAUGAAUGAAUGAAUGAAUUUCCCAUAAAUUACCAAAUGAGACCAUCACUGGUUCAAAUUAUUAAUAAUUGCAAUAAAUUUCCUAUUAUGGGAAUGUGGAAUUUGAGGGUCCAGUAUUUUCAGGACCUUGGCCUAGAUUCUUUUCAAUUCAAAGAUGAGUUGCAAAAGACAUAAUGUUUUGCCUAUGGAAGUAAAUCAUCUAGAAGAAAAAGAUUAAAGAAUUAGUUAAGCUUUUUUUUUUUUUUUUUGGUGUGUCAAAGUUUCGCUCU
Molecule: messenger RNA, 2718 nt
Organism: Cercocebus atys (sooty mangabey)
Lineage: Eukaryota; Metazoa; Chordata; Mammalia; Primates; Cercopithecidae
Gene: GSTCD
Product: glutathione S-transferase, C-terminal domain containing
Exons: 11
Coding region: 446-1681 (411 amino acids)
Source: RefSeq, a predicted model, not a curated record